Messenger RNA from Bradysia coprophila, 2122 nucleotides. RefSeq names its product methylcrotonyl-CoA carboxylase subunit 2 (gene Mccc2). The record is from RefSeq and is a predicted model, not a curated record. Lineage: Eukaryota; Metazoa; Arthropoda; Insecta; Diptera; Sciaridae. Gene Ontology annotation, cellular component: methylcrotonoyl-CoA carboxylase complex; mitochondrion. Gene Ontology annotation, biological process: L-leucine catabolic process. Gene Ontology annotation, molecular function: methylcrotonoyl-CoA carboxylase activity.
AGGACAUUGUAAAAGAGUGUAGUGUGUGCGGUAAAACAUGUGAUUUUCUUUGGAUAACAUUUUUUUUUGUAAAUAAGAAUUCAUCAACAGAACACUUUCUUCCACUUGGUGCCAACCCUGUAUCGUUUUGUACAUUUAAAGGACUGUAAACAACUUAAAAGCGACAAAAUGUUGAAACUAAGUAGAGUCUUUUCGAAACACCUUUAUUGCCAGAACAUAGGUGCCGUCUCUGGGAUUACACAUCAUAAUCGCAGAUUACAUAUCGGCGAAACCAACGUAAUUGGAAAUGCUGUUGAUGUUAAUUCGAAAGAGUAUCAGGAAAACUUCCAACAUAUGUCCGCACUGGUAAACAAUUUGAAAGAUAUCACUCAAAAUGUUCUAAAUGGUGGCGGGCCAGAAGCCAUCAAACGGCACACAUCUAGAGGCAAGUUGUUGGCUCGUGAGAGAAUUGAUCAGUUGUUGGACAAAAAUUCCCCGUUCUUGGAACUGAGUCCACUGGCUGGACAUGAAUUAUAUGGAAAUGAAGCAGUUGCUAGCGGUGGAAUAAUAACCGGUAUAGGACGGGUAAUGGGCACUGAGUGUGUUAUUGUGGCGAACGAUGCAACCGUUAAAGGCGGUACUUAUUACCCGAUCACAGUGAAGAAGCAUCUACGAGCACAAGAAAUAGCCCAAGAGAAUCGACUGCCGUGCAUUUAUCUUGUCGAUUCGGGUGGUGCCAAUUUACCGCGACAAGCCGAAGUCUUCCCGGAUAAGUUACAUUUCGGUCGAAUUUUCUACAAUCAGGCCAACAUGUCUGCACUGGGAAUAACGCAGGUGGCGGUUGUGAUGGGAAGCUGUACGGCUGGCGGCGCCUACGUUCCGGCAAUGGCUGACGAAAGUAUCAUAGUCCGGAAACAGGGUACUAUAUUUUUGGCCGGUCCACCGCUAGUAAAAGCGGCAACUGGUGAAGUGGUUUCGGCUGAAGAUCUCGGUGGUGCAGAUCUUCAUUGUAAAACGUCUGGCGUCACGGAUCAUUAUGCUCUGGACGAUCAACAUGCUCUCGAAUUGGCUCGGCAAGUCAUUGGAAAUUUGAACCUACCAUCCAAUUACUCCAAUAGCAAUGCAAUUUUAACAUCUACUCCAAACAUUCCUAAUGCGGCUGUGAACGGAAUUGAAGAACCGAAAUUCGAUUCGAAAGAAAUCUACGGCAUCGUUGGCUCCAAUUUGACGAAGACAUUUGAUGUGCGCGAAGUAAUUGCUCGAUUAUUCGAUGGAAGUCGAUUCACGGAAUUCAAGAAAAUGUACGGCGAAACUUUGGUCUGCGGCUAUGCCAGACUGUACGGUAAUUUGGUCGGAGUAAUUGGUAACAAUGGUGUUCUGUUUUCUGAAAGUGCUCUGAAAGGCGCCCAUUUCAUUCAACUAUGUGCACAGCGAAACAUUCCGUUAAUUUUCCUUCAAAACAUUACCGGUUUCAUGGUAGGAAGUCAUGCGGAACGGAACGGAAUAGCUAAGAACGGCGCUAAAAUGGUCACGGCGGUUGCGUGUGCCAACGUUCCGAAAUUAACCGUUUUGAUCGGUGGUUCGUACGGUGCUGGCAAUUACGGCAUGUGCGGACGAGCCUAUUCACCCCGAUUUUUGUACAUGUGGCCGAAUUCCAAAAUUUCCGUUAUGGGCGGUCCGCAAGCGGCCGGAGUCUUGGCUCAGAUCACCGAAGAGCAAUUCAAGCGAUCGGGCAAAGAGUUUACGCAGGAGCUGUCCGAUAAAAUCACGAAACCGAUUGUCGAUCAGUUCGACAAAGAGGGGUCGGCGUAUUACAGUACGGCUAGACUGUGGGAUGACGGUAUCAUUGAUCCAGCGGACACACGAAAAGUUCUGGGAUUGAGCUUAACCGCCGCCAUGCACAACGUUGGAAAUGGUACGAAAUUCGGCAUUUUCCGAAUGUAAUGACUUCCGGUUUGUGUCGACCAUUCCGAAUGAUGUGCAUUUAUGACACGAAUAUUUUUAAAAUAUUGACCAGGACCUGCAUUUAUAAUUAUAGUUCGUAAUCAAUUGUUAAAACGAAAUUUUUACAUUGAGAAUGUAUUUUCAUAUGGAAUUUUAUUAAAACGUUCAACUACGGAAGAAUGGAUGCAUUAAUUGAAGU